ACAUCAGAAGGCUCUUCACUGACACCUGGUGAAAUAAAAGGAUAUAAUGAACGGGAGACGAGAGGUUUCCUAUUACCAUAGGAACAAGAGUAAACACGGAAGUUAAUACAGUAGGCUAUGGAUGUUUUAAACUGGUGGAAAUAGCCAACACCUAUCUGCAAACAGUUAAUUCUCCUGUAAGAAUCCCGCAACAAGAUGCCCAAGUUUGAGGAGCUAGAAGCCCAUUCAUCCUGCCGUGUCCACUGCCCCUCCACUCCUAUAACUCCUGUCCCCAGCAACCUGAUUGCCAAAAGAUACAGCAUCCUACAGAGAUUGGGCAGAGGGAGUUUUAGCACUGUUUACCUCGUUCAAGACACUAGAGCAAGGGAUGGGGAGAAACUUAAGGUGCUGAAGGAGAUCCCUCUGGGGGACCUGCGUCCUAACGAGACAGUCCAGGCAUCCCAGGAGGCUCAGCUCCUGUCCCAGCUCCACCACCCAGCCAUCAUCACUUUCUACAGCAGCUUUCUGCAUAGAGACUCCUUCUGCAUCAUCACUGAGUACUGUGAGGACAGGGACUUGGACUGUCAUCUGGAGGAAGUGAGAGAAGCAGAGCAGAGCUUGCCUGAGACCCAGGUCACUGAUUGGCUGAUCCAGCUGCUGCUUGGACUCCACUACAUGCAUAACAGGCACAUCCUCCACAGAGAUCUGAAGGCCAAAAAUAUCUUCCUGAAAAGGAACAUAGUUAAAAUCGGUGAUUUUGGGGUGUCCUGUCUGCUGAUGGGGUCAUGUGACCUGGCCACCACCUUCACGGGCACGCCUUACUACAUGAGCCCUGAAGUCCUGAACCACCACGGUUACGACUCCAAGUCUGAUAUCUGGGCCAUAGGCUGUAUCCUGUAUGAGAUGUGUUGCCUGUCACACGCCUUUGAAGGACACAACUUCUUGUCAGUUGUGAUGAAGAUAGUGGAGGGAGAAACUCCCAGACUGACAGCCAGAUACUCUCUGGAGCUCAACACACUCAUGCAAAGGAUGCUGGAGAAAACCCCGUCAUCCAGGCUCUCUGCUGCAGAAGCUCUGAAGACAAAAUUCAUUGAGGACAGUAUGCAGAUCUUAAAACACAAGUUCUGUAGUCUGACACUGAGAGACAAGACAUCGGCUGGAGAAAGAGACGCAGCACAGAUAUUGAAAGCGGUGUAA
This is a messenger RNA of Oncorhynchus masou masou (cherry salmon), 1176 nucleotides long. RefSeq names its product NIMA-related kinase 11 (gene nek11). The coding region runs from base 196 to 1176 and encodes 326 amino acids. Gene Ontology annotation, molecular function: ATP binding; protein kinase activity. Gene Ontology annotation, biological process: protein phosphorylation. The record is from RefSeq and is a predicted model, not a curated record. The transcript is spliced from 9 exons. NCBI's taxonomy places the organism in Eukaryota, Metazoa, Chordata, Actinopteri, Salmoniformes, Salmonidae.